CUGUAAUAGAGCAUGCGCAGUUAUGUUCAAAAUGUCGACCCAUGUGUGGAGCGUAAUGUAGUUGUUGCUGACAUGUAGCGUAAUGUAAAUGUAAUAUAUAACUUUAAUCCACUGCAGAAACGGAUUAGUAGCGUGGUUUGUGUCCACUGGUACCAACAUGGCGUCUCAAAAUCCCAUAGGACCUGCUUUGCCGCCAAGCUUUAAACAAGCAGCCGAUUCUGAUGAUGAACGUGAAUUUGCCGGUCCCGCAUUGCCUCCCGGUUACAAACGAGAGGAACCGUCGAGUUCGUCGGAUGAAAGUGAUGAAGUAGUCGUCAAAAGAGUCAAGAAAAAGCAUACGUCUGACAACCACCAUGCAGAGUUGAUAAACACAAACGAUGAAGACGAUGACGGGUUCUUUGGACCAGCAUUACCACCAGGUUUUAGCAAAAAACAGAGUUCACCAGAGAGGCCACCUGUGCUGGGACCAGCUUUGCCCCCCGGGUUUCGCCGUGCAAUGGAUGAUACAAAUAAUGAUGAUGGUGAUGAAGAGGGUGUCCCGGGACCUGCCUUACCCCCAGGAUACCAGGCUGACUCCUACAGUAGUGAGGGAGAGGAUGAAGAUAUUAUCGGACCCAUGCCAUCCAGUUGUCCAGCUCCAAAUACAGUGGCUUUUGACAUUGAACGCAGAGCACAGAUGAUGAAAGACAAACUGACUAAAGUUGAGGCUCCUGAGGUGCCAUGUCGAGAGACCUGGAUGACAGAGCUUCCACCAGAACUACAACACAUUGGCUUAGGGGCUCGCACUUUCAAGAAAAGGUCUGGUCCGGAGAAGGGUGACCGUUCUGUUUGGACAGAUACACCUGCAGACACAGAGCGCAAGGCCAGGGAGCGUCUUGAGAAGAAGAAAAAGGGCGAGCCUAUAAAAGAUUCUGUCCAACAAAUCUCGCAGAAGGAUUUGGAAAUGGCAGAAAAGGUGUCCAAGUACAAUAAAACGAAACGCUCGGAAUCUCUGAUGAGUUUGCAUACAAAGAACAUAAAGGAAAAGGCGAAGGACGUUGGAAACAAGCCGGUGGAAAGAAGAGCCUUUGACCGGGAAACUGACCUGAAGGUCAAUCACUUCGACGAUGUGCAGAAGCAGCGUCUGCUGAAGAAGUCUCAGGAACUGAACACACGCUUUUCCCACAGCAACGAUAGGAUGUUUUUGUAAUGAGAGCAUUACAGUAAGUUACAUGUUGUUUAGAAAACAAUAAAUGUAAAUGGCUAAUUGUUCAUAUUAUUUGAAAGAUAAUGGCCAAGAGUAGGUGGAGUUUCCAUUGUUUUCCAGGAUAUAUUACUAUUAGUGGACUGUAGUUGGUUUAUCUAAAAUAAUAAGUCUAAAUAUAACAUCCUAUUCUGAUAGUACGAAGGUGGAAAGUGGAAACCCUUUAAAUGUAUUUUUAAAAUUGGUGGAAACACUUGUAAAUGUAGUUUAUAAUCGCCCUGGUGUCAUUAAAAGUAGAUUGUAAACAUUUUUCCUUUGUAUUGUAAAAUAUUAAUGGUAAACAAAUUCUAAACAUCUUUUGUAUUAUUGUUUUGGUUUUUUUUUGUUUUGUUUUCGUGGUCUGUACAGUUGUAUCAAAGAGAUUACUGAAGUGUGCUAAGAUGAAUUUAUUGAAGGGCUAGGGAGUGGGAAAGCGGUCAUGGAAUGUAGCACACCAAAUAACUACAACUACAAUUGAGCAAUAUAAAAGUGGGAAACUACU
This is a messenger RNA of Corythoichthys intestinalis (scribbled pipefish), 1724 nucleotides long. RefSeq names its product GPALPP motifs containing 1 (gene gpalpp1). The record is from RefSeq and is a predicted model, not a curated record. The coding region runs from base 158 to 1189 and encodes 343 amino acids. The transcript is spliced from 7 exons. Lineage: Eukaryota; Metazoa; Chordata; Actinopteri; Syngnathiformes; Syngnathidae.